GGGGUAGCAGGGUGGGGCUGUGGGAAACGAAGCUGGGGGUGGAGCUGCAGCAGGAACUGGGUCAGAGCUUCUGGAGAAGCCGCCUGCAAGAGGAGGGCGUAGUUGUGGGAAAGAGCUGUGGGUGGAACUGGUUAAGUGCUGGGAGGAGGACGAGCUGGGGGCGGAACAGCUGGGGCGGAGCUGCCGGAGGAGGAGCUGGGGGUGGAGAUGCUGGUGAAAUGAAGCGGAGCCGAACUGGGGUGGAGCUGUGGGUGGAGCUGGGGGAGGGAGCUGAGGCCCUUCUGUGAUGCACCCUUAGGCAAGACUCCAAACUUGCCCGCAGCGACCUAACUGCACCUCCAGUGGCUACCCCCAGAGGGCACGGAAGCAGCAAGAACGGCGGGACCACUUGCCUGGCGUCCAUGCAGCUCUAGGCUGAGUCUUGUAGGGCUAAGGCCCCCAGGCCUGCUCUCCUGUGUCCUAGCCGCUCUGUCAGUGCCUGCCAGUGGGGUCCAGAGGGACCGUCUCUUUAACGCCUCUUUUGCAGGUGAUGAGAAACAUCCCCACUCUUAAUGUCUUGCCUCCUCCGACCUAAGUCGCCCAGCACACAGCCCAACUUCCCUGGCAAACUUGCUUUUCAAACUCUCUUCUCUAUCUCAGUCACGGGCUCAGGUUCUGUAGUGCUGCCAUGCUUUACUCCUCUGUCCUUCCCCUUAUCUAGUCUCCCGCAAUGACUUCAUAACCAAGUUCUGGGUCCCUGCCUCUGGAGUGCCUGAUGAGACAAAACGGCUCCUCGUCCUGCAUCCCCGCUGCUACUUCCAGAAUUCAGGCCUCGUGGUCUGGAGCCUGCACUGUUCCAUGAGCCUCCUGACCAACCUGGAGGCCUCUGUCUUUCUUCCCUCAGUGAGAUGUGCCUACUUCUCCCUGGAGAAGCUCGAGGAAGCAGGAAUGCUGGAGAUGAGGGCUGUUUUGGACUCAGUAUUCACCUAAGCACUCCAAAUUACCCAGCACACCCUUCCUGCACGGCGCUGUGCUGCACCUUCACUCUGGUCACGGGUCUGGCAGUCGGCUCACCAAUUCCUUCUGCUUUCCUGGGACUCGCCGGCUUUUAGCACUGCAAUUCACUCAGCAAACUGGGACUGUUGGUCACCCUACCUGGCAGCCAGUGAUAAGGUGAGGGCCACUCCUGGGAGGGAGGACACCUGUGGGGAAAAUUCUUGUGUUAUUUAUUUCUCCUUCGGGAUAGGGUGCCUGCAGCGCUUCAUGGGAGGGGGUGGGCUGAUGCUGCGGGCUCAGAAGUUUCAAGGACAUCUGGGGAGACCAGAUAUUCAGAGACCUCCUAGAUGUGCCUGUUCCAUGUAUCAGGGACGCAGGUUUUCCCAACAGGGCUUGUGUCAUUGGCAUGACAGACCUGCCUUGGCUGAGCGUUCACCUGUCUUUGGAGUUCAGCCACCUUAGCAAGUCCGGGGUUUGUUCUUCAGACUUUGCUGCUCGCCCAUUGCCUGGAUCGGGGGCUACUUUGUAAACCGCCAGGAAGACUCCAGUGUUGCUGCUGAAUUUUUAGAUGUUUGUUCAUUGCUCUUGGCCUCUCAUUAAUCCCCUGUGGGUCAUCCAGGAAACAUACCACUGUCUGUUCUCUGAGUUUUCAUUUCCAGGCAUCCGCCCUGCCUGGAUCUCCUCACCUGCCAGGAACUUCCUCUCCACAAGCCGGCCAUCCCAGCAAAAGUUCUAACACCAAAGGUCUGGCAACUAGCCUGCCAUCUUGUGCCUGGAGCCGCCUGCGUGCCACCUACCCCGAAGAUGGGAACCUUGUUGCCAGUUGGGCAGAUGCAGGGCAAUCCUGUACCAAGCCCCCAUUUUACCACCUGCUUUCUCAGACCACUCUGGAACCCACUGUCUCAGAUUGUGUCCUCCAGGAAGCAGACCGUGAGAGGGAGUUGGCAGGGCCAAAGGUUUACUGGGGCUAACUAACACUCAGGAAAGGGAUAGGAAGGAAGUAGGGCUGGAGAGCAGGUUGAGCCCGACCUGACAGUCUCGAGCAGCCCAACAGGGAGGUGUGGAGCAAGGGUUGCCCACUAGAGGGGCCUGCGUUGGGCACGGGUGGUGGGGUCCACAUGGUACCUGGCACAUAGGCUGUGCAAUCUGUGUUAACUGACUGGAUGAAUUAAUGCCCGGAAAAGGCGCCCUGGAGAAUGGGUGCGUGCUGAGCACAAUAGGGAAGGGCCCAGCAUCUGCCUUGGCAUAGGCAGAAGUGUGCUGUGCCCUGCAACAGGCCACCCGAGAGCUGCUUUGAUCUUGUGUGUGCAUUAGACAACUGCCAGGGGCAUGAAGGGGAUGUGCUUCCAGGGCAUUUGCUGGCAGGGCGUCUCGUGAUCUCUCGGUAUUGGUGUGAGCACAGCCUGGCAGGAGAGGGCAGAUCUCAGUGCAAAGUAUGUCAAAAAGCAGAUGGAAGCCAGGCCCCCUCCUGAAAGAGGCUCCUUGAAGAUAAUUCUAACAUCUUUGUCAUCAGUGUUGACAUCUCUUGAUUGUAUCCUGUCAUUCCAUUUGAGAUCUUCCUGGUUCUGGCUGGCAUCCUCUGACAUCACUCCAGCAGAAGAAAGGGAAGGAGCACGCUGCAUUACUGCCUGCCUGUCUCCCCUGCUCCGGAGCGGCCGUGUCGAAGCCGAAAUGCCGCCACCCCGGACCGGCCGAGGCCUUCUCUGGCUGGGUCUGGUUCUGAGCUCCGUCUGUGUCGCCCUCGGAUCCGAAACGCAGGCCGACUCGACCACAGAUGGUCUGAACGUUCUUCUCAUCAUCGUGGAUGACCUGCGCCCCUCCCUGGGCUGUUAUGGGGAUAAGCUGGUGAGGUCCCCAAAUAUUGACCAACUGGCAUCCCACAGCCUCCUCUUCCAGAAUGCCUUUGCGCAGCAAGCAGUGUGCGCCCCGAGCCGCGUUUCUUUCCUCACUGGCAGGAGACCUGACACCACCCGCCUGUACGACUUCAACUCCUAUUGGAGGGUGCAUGCUGGAAACUUCUCCACCAUCCCCCAGUACUUCAAGGAGAAUGGCUAUGUGACCAUGUCGGUGGGAAAAGUCUUUCACCCUGGGAUAUCUUCUAACCAUACCGAUGAUUCUCCAUAUAGCUGGUCUUUUCCACCUUAUCAUCCUUCCUCUGAGAAGUAUGAAAACACUAAGACAUGUCGAGGGCCAGAUGGAGAACUCCAUGCCAACCUGCUUUGCCCUGUGGAUGUGCUGGAUGUUCCCGAGGGCACCUUGCCUGACAAACAGAGCACUGAGCAAGCCAUACAGUUGUUGGAAAAGAUGAAAACGUCAGCCAGUCCUUUCUUCCUGGCCGUUGGGUAUCAUAAGCCACACAUCCCCUUCAGAUACCCCAAGGAAUUUCAGAAGUUAUAUCCCUUGGAGAACAUCACCCUGGCCCCCGAUCCUGAGGUCCCUGAUGGCCUACCCCCUGUGGCCUACAACCCCUGGAUGGACAUCAGGCAACGGGAAGACGUCCAAGCCUUAAACAUCAGUGUGCCGUAUGGCCCAAUUCCUGUGGACUUUCAGAAAAUCCGCCAGAGCUACUUUGCCUCCGUGUCAUAUUUGGAUACACAGGUCGGCCGCCUCUUGAGCACUUUGGACGAUCUUCAGCUGGCCAACAGCACCAUCAUUGCAUUUACCUCGGAUCAUGGGUGGGCUCUAGGUGAACAUGGAGAAUGGGCCAAAUACAGCAAUUUUGAUGUUGCUACCCAUGUUCCCCUGAUGUUCUAUGUUCCUGGAAGGACGGCUUCACUUCCGGAGGCAGGCGAGAAGCUUUUCCCUUACCUCGACCCUUUUGAUUCCGCCUCAGAGUUGAUGGAGCCAGGCAGGCAAUCCAUGGACCUUGUGGAACUUGUGUCUCUUUUUCCCACGCUGGCUGGACUUGCAGGACUGCAGGUUCCACCUCGCUGCCCUGUUCCUUCAUUUCACGUUGAGCUGUGCAGAGAAGGCAAGAACCUUCUGAAACAUUUUCGAUUCCGUGACUUGGAAGAGGAUCCAUACCUCCCUGGUAAUCCCCGUGAACUGAUUGCCUAUAGCCAGUAUCCCCGGCCUGCAGACAUCCCUCAGUGGAAUUCUGACAAGCCGAGUUUAAAAGAUAUAAAGAUCAUGGGCUAUUCCAUACGCACCAUAGACUAUAGGUAUACUGUGUGGGUUGGCUUCAAUCCUGAUGAAUUUCUGGCUAACUUUUCUGACAUCCAUGCAGGGGAACUGUAUUUUGUGGAUUCUGACCCAUUGCAGGAUCACAAUAUGUAUAAUGAUUCCCAAGGUGGAGAUCUUUUCCAGUUGUUGAUGCCUUGAGUUUUGCCAACCAUGGAUGGCAAAUGUGAUGUGCUCCCUUCCAGCUGGUGAGAGGAGGAGUUAGAGCUGGUUGUUUUGUGAUUACCCAUAAUAUUGGAAGCAGCCUGAGGGCUAGUUAAUCCAAACAUGCAUCAACAAUUUGGCCUGAGAAUAUGUAACAGCCAAACCUUUUUGUUUAGUCUUUAUUAAUUUAUAAUUGGUAAUUGGACCAGUUUUUUUUAAAUUUCCCUCUUUUUAAAACAGUUACAGCUUAUUUACUGAAUAAAUACAAACAAACUCAAAUUAUGUCAUACCUUUGGAUACGAAGACCAUACAUAAUAACCGAAUAUAACAUUAUACACAAAGAAUACUUUCAUUAUUUGUGGAAUUUAGUGCAUUUCAAAAAGUAACCAUAUAUCAAACUAGGCACCACACUAAGUUCCUGAUUAUUUUGUUUAUAAUUUAAUAAUAUAUCUUAUGUAGCCCUAUGUCUUCAAAAUAUUAUGUUAACAUGUAAUCCAUGUUUCUUUUUCAAAUCUAAAGUUAAAAAAAUAGCAGAAGCCAGUGUCUUAAAGUCUGUCUUUUAUUUUUGUUUCUAAGACCAUGGGAUUUCAAAAUCUCAAGAUAAAAUAUGUAUGAAGUAAUUAAUGUAGAAUUUUUACAUCGAAUAAUAAAUAAUGCUCAAUAAACUAGAGAUAUGAGAUGUGUAGGAAAUUUGGUUAAACUUUUUUCAGAUACUUUCUGGCCCAAAUAAUAAUUUGUUAGCAAAUAAUAUGACCCUUGAACUCAAUGGCCAUCUAUUAAAAGACUGUUGUUCACACUGGAAAACAUUUAAAGAUGUAACUAUAUCCAUAGGUGGAUUGAUUGAAUCACUCAAAAUAUAUUAGUAUCCUUCUUUAGGGAUGGUUGGUUGCAGACAUGUGUUUAUUCAGGAGGCAGAAAAUAUUCCAUUUUAAUUGCUUAUUAAAGAAAACAUUAAAUUCUAAAUUAUUUUGAGGACUGUGGAGACUUUUCAUUAGUAUAAUAUUAGGUCAUUGUCAAUCUCCCAGAAUGUAGUUCUGUAUUCUCUAAAUAUGAAAGUAUCCAGAAAGGCCAGUGGUAGUAAAAAGCUUAGUGUAUAUAAUCUCAAAAAGGAUAGAAUAUUUACAACUCAUAUUUAUAACAUGUUGAAUCUUAUCAGUUAUCAGUAGUCAUCAGAAGUAUCAAUAGCUUUCUAAAUAAAUAUUAAAUAUCUACUGUGCUGUAGUUGAAGGAGUAAUUUUUAGUAAUUUUCUCUUUACAAAGUCUCCAGUGUUUCAAGGUAAAUGUUUGUGAAACAAAAUAUCACAAACUACAUUAAGUUACUGCAGUGUAUUGUUGCCAAAAAUGACAAGAUAUUAUAUUAAAAUCAGUAAAUUUUAGACAAAUUUUUAAAAUUAAUUAGCCUACAAUAGAGGUAUAUAUGGUAACACGGUGAUCUUCUAAGCAGUUGAGUGAGUGACUGUUCUGGCAACAACGACUUCUCUGUGACUAAAGGGCCCUGUUCAUUUCCUGAUCCUGAAGCUCGUCUCUCUUUUGAGUCUUGGCUUGCUUUGGUCGAUGGUUUCCCUCAGCUUUUUCUUCGCUGUUCUUCAUCCUCGUUGUUGCUGUCAUCAUGUUCACUGUGGCUUUUACAAUACAGCCUGUAAAUUCCUUAUGACAUAGUUCAGUGCAUUUGGCUUUAUCGCCUACUCCACAGUUCUUUACCUUGACUUGGCUUAGAGAAACCGUAUCUUUGUUGCUUCAUGUAACCUUUCCCCAACCCCACUAAGCUGGACAUAACUUAUUAGUGGUCCUCCAGUCACUUUAUUUGUAGAAAUCUCCUUUUCACUUCAGCAGGGGUUCUUUCAUAUGGUCUAGCUGACAGCAGAACUAGUGAUUCUAGACAUUUUGCAUGGCCCUCAUUCAGUGGCUCACAAACAUGAGGGAGCAUCAGAACUACUUGAGGGGCUUGUUAAAACCCAGUGCGUUAGAGGCCGGAUGAGGUGGCUCACGCCUGUAAUCCCAGCACUUUGGGAGGCUGAGGCAGGCGGAUCACUCGAGGUUAGGAGUUCAAGACCAGCCUGGCCAACAUGGUGAAACCCCAUCUCUACUAAAAAUACAAAAGUUAGCCAGGUGUGGUGGUGCAUGCCUGUAAUCCCAGCUUCUCGGGAGGCCAAGGCACAAGAAUCGCUUGAACCAGGAGACGGAGGUUUCAGUGAACGAAGAUCGUGCCAUUGUAUUCCAGCCUCGGCGACACAGCGAGACUGUGAUUUUCUUUGGAGACUCCUAGAUUUUCUGUGGUUUUGAACUGAGUUUGUUGGAUGUUGACAAGUUCCUCUUAUGAGCUGUUUCUUUAUCCUGCAUUUGCCCCACGAAGACUUACCUGGAGGUGAGCAAAGUAUGUUUGGUAGUGAGGUCACAAAGGCAAUCAGCCCCUUCCUCCCCACUCCCAUUGCCAUCUUCUCAGUCCUUCUCCCUUUCUUUCCAAGUAGUUUACCCACCCCUCCUCUUUCCUCCCCUGUCCCUAAAAUAAUCCACGUGUCUUCCUAAAAUCUCUCUUUGAUCCUGUCCUUUGAUAACACCGUCAGUGCCUACUACUGGGUCUAGACAGACCUCUGUUGAGCAGUCAGAGUCUUCCCUGACUCCACAAUGCCCCUUUCCUUGGCUGACCAGUAUGACUACUGGUCCCCACCUUUCCCUUGCCUAUCCCUACCUCCCUCCUACUAGGUUGUCCCAUCCCUCUCUUCACCCAUUCAUUCAUGACCAUUUUUCACUACCAAGCUCCCCCCGCCCCUCCCGAAGGAGGCUGAGGUUUUUGUGACUCUCUAGACUCUAUUGUGGGAUGGAAUGAACAUUGCUAAAGAAUCUCGUGUUCGCUUUACUUUAAAAAGGUAUUUUUUUCCUAAUUAUAAAACUGAUGUGUCAGUUAUGGAAAAAUUAGAAAUGCAGCACAAAUACAUGAAUAUUUUACCACAAAAUUGCCAUAUAAUAUCUUGUCUUUUUUGGGGGUGUGAAUUUUUUGCAUUGUUCUGAUCAUAUUGUGUUCUUUAUCAUGUAAUUUAUGUUCUCUUUUACUAAAUAUUAUGUGUGGUUAUUAUAGAUUUUCACAAAGAUACUUUAUAUUGCUGGUAAUAUAUUUUAUUGUGUAGUCUUAUAAUUUACUUAACCUUCUUUCAAUUGUUAGAAAUUUAGGUUAUUUCCAGAUUUUCAGUAUUGUAAAUAAUGCUGUGAUGACCAAUUUUGUGAAUAAAAUGUUUUUAUGUAUUUCAGAUUAUUCCCUUAGGAUAGUCUCUCAGUGCCAAAUUGUCAAAAACAUCUCUAUUUUGCUUAUCUUCCUGCUCUCUUGCUGCCUUAGGAGGUAGUAAACUGAAACAUAAAGUAAACAUGCAUACAAAUAAAAAACAAAACAAAAAUAAGCAACCUGAUGGUAAUAGGUGAAAGUAGUAACCUGUUUUAACUUUGAAUUCUUGCUGGGCGUGGUGGCUCACGCCUGUAAUCCCAGCACUUUGGGAGGCCGAGGCAGGUGGAUCACGAGGUCAGGAGUUCAAGACCAGCCUGACCAAGAUGGUGAAAUCCCAUCUCUACUAGAAAUACAAAAAUUAGCCGGGCGUGGUGGUAGGCGCCUGUAAUCCCAGCUACUUGGGAGGCUGAGGCAGAGAAUUGCUUGAACCCGGGAGGCGGAGGUUGCAGUGAGCCAAGAUCGCGCCACUGCACUCCAGCCUGGGUGACAGAGCAAGACUCCAUCUCAAAAAAAAAAAAAAAAAAAAACUUAAAAUUCUUUGCUGUUAGUGACCUUGAUCAUGAUUCUCUUUGUACGACAGUUGGGCAUUUGUAUUUCCACUUGUGUGAAUUUGCCUUUAAAUUUUGGUUAUCGGUUUCACCUUUUAAAAUAAUCAAACAUAUUUAUCUUUUCCUGUGUGAUGGUUUUUUUCUGUAUCUUUUCCUGUUAAACACACAGACCCCUCCCCAAUCUGGAGAUUGAAUAAAUAUUCAUUUUCCUUUGCA
This is a messenger RNA of Pongo pygmaeus (Bornean orangutan), 8280 nucleotides long. RefSeq names its product iduronate 2-sulfatase (gene IDS). Gene Ontology annotation, cellular component: cytoplasm. Gene Ontology annotation, molecular function: iduronate-2-sulfatase activity. The transcript is spliced from 15 exons. Bases 2425 to 4296 code for a protein of 623 amino acids. NCBI's taxonomy places the organism in Eukaryota, Metazoa, Chordata, Mammalia, Primates, Hominidae. The record is from RefSeq and is a predicted model, not a curated record.